Molecule: messenger RNA, 1176 nt
Organism: Rotaria sordida
Lineage: Eukaryota; Metazoa; Rotifera; Eurotatoria; Philodinida; Philodinidae
Source: the annotation of a GenBank genome assembly
AUGCCUCACAAUGUUACACGAGAUCCAUGUCGAAUUGUGGAUUCAGAGAGUGACGAUGAAAAAGAUAAUCGAUUACGUACACAUGUACAAAUUGCGACAAGACCAGCAACACCAAAAGUCGUACCAAAACGAUCUCCACCAAAAAUUGUCGAUUGGGGUGCAUCCUCAAACGAAUCAACCACUGAUAAAACACAAUAUUCUCAUAACACACUUAAUCCAUCAAAUGACAAUGCGAGUUUAUCGUCAACAACUCAAAGAUCAUCAUCAGCGGAUUCGUCUUUAGAAUCCAAUAAACAAUUCAAUCGAUUGGAAUCUACUACAACUACUCCUCAAUCUCCUUCUGCAUCUUCGACUGAUUUUGAUCCAAUUGCAUUGAUUCAAGAAGAUCUAAAUAAUUUUAUCUAUAUGCCUGUUCCAAAAGAAUAUUCAUCAUUUGUACAAUGUCGUCUUCGACGUGAUACAACUGGUGUACAAAAAGGUUUUUUUCCAACAUUUUAUUUGCAAGCUGAACGUCCAGGUGAUAAUAAAAAAUUUUUUUUAUUAGCUGCACGUAAAGUAGCAAAAGUAAAUCGUCAAACAGAAUAUAUAAUUACAACUAAUGUUGAAACUUUAUCAAAAAAUGCAGGUGGUGAUGGUUGUGUUGGUAAAUUACGAGGAAAUAAUUUAACUGGAACUGAAUAUACACUUUAUGAUCAUGGUUUAAGUCCAAAUAAAUCUUCUAGUAAACACUCAAAUAAUAAAGAAAGUUUAAGACGUGAAUUAGCAGCUAUUGUUUAUAAUGUGAAUGUUUUUGGUAUUAAAGGACCAAGACAGAUGAGUGCUAUGUUACCUGAACUCGGACAUGAUAUUCAACCAACAAAACAUGAAGAUGGUAUUCUUGAUCAAUGGCGUGAUAGACAUUUAAAUUAUUUAAUUCAAUUGCGAAAUAGAUCACCAAAAUAUAAUGAAGAAACAAAAAAUUAUGUUCUCCAAUUUAUGGGUAAUCGUGUAGCACAACCAUCAGUAAAAAAUUUUCAAAUGAUUAUUGAAAAUGAAAAUCGUGAGGAAGAAAUUAUUAUGCAAUUUGGUCGUGUUGAUAAAGAAACAUUUACAUGUGAUUUUCGUUAUCCACUUUCAGCUAUUCAAGCAUUUGCUAUUGCUCUUAGUUCGUUUGAUAGUCGAAUUGUGCGAGAAUAA